UGCGCCGGGCGGCGGUGGGAGGGCGCGCUGGGAGCUGUAGUCCGCGCGGCGCUGGGCUGGGCCGGGCCGGGCCGCGUCGCUCGGGGCCGGGCGCUCCCUCGCCGCCGCUGAGGCGGGCGGAGCCGGCGGCGCCCCCAUGGCGGCGGCGGCGGAGCGGACGGACGAGCUGGUGCGGGAGUAUCUGCUCUUCCGCGGCUUCACCGCCGCCCUCAAGCAGCUGGACGCCGAGAUCAAGGCGGACCGCGAGAAGGGCUUCCGGGUGGACAAGAUAGUGGACCAGCUGCAGCAGUUUGUUCAGAGCUACGACCUGGCCGCCCUGCGGGAUUACUGGAGUUACCUGGACCGGCGCCUUUUCAGCCGUUUGGAAGACGUGUACCGGCCCACGGUGAACAAGCUGAAAACCAGCUUAUUCCGAUACUACCUCGUCCACACUGUUCAGAGUGGCCGCAAUGACAAGGCACAGGAGUUUUUCCUCAAGCAGGCCUCCGAGCUCCAGAACCAGGCGGAGUGGAAGGAUUGGUUUGUCCUGCCCUUCCUCCCUGCCCCAGACUCCAACCCCACCUUUGCCACAUAUUUCUCACGCCAGUGGGCAGAUACGUUCAUCGUGUCCCUCCACAACUUCUUGAGUGUCUUAUUUCAGUGCAUGCCAGUGCCAGUCAUUUUGAACUUUGAAGCUGAAUGUCACAGGAGCAGUCUCAUACAAGAAGAAAAUGAAUCCUUGCGUCAUAAGCUUUUUGCUUUGCAGGCUGAAUCCUCCCGCAUGAAGAAAGAGGAACUGGAAGUGGAAGAAGCAGUUGUGCAUCACAAGCUGCCUGCGUAUGUGGCCAACAUGGAUCGACUAGGGGACUCUGAGCUUGAUAUGACCUGCAGCCAGAGGAGCACUGCACAUUCUCUUCAGUCCCGUGGAGGCUUUCUCUCCUCUUUCCUCUCCCAGAGCAAAAAGGGCCCUUCCAGACCAGCUCAGCCAAGUGGGGCUUCUCCAACACAGAGCAGCAGCACGCUGCUUGGGAAGAAAGAACCAGCAAAUCACCAGAGUGCCAAAGGAAAAGAAGGAGCAGUGACCUGUAAGGAUGGGAAGAGCCACUUCAGCGGGUUAGCAGCGGGCGAGUCAAGCUCCCUGCAGCAGCGGCAGAAGCGCUUGCAAGAGCACGGGAAGGAAAGGAGAGAACUGCUGUCAAAAGGGACCUUUCAGGGCCAAAGUGCUGAGAAGAAAACAGAUAUUAGCACAUCUGAGACAGAGCCAUGCUCAGAGCUGCAAGCUGACCAAGCAGAGACUUCAACCAAAGUGCCCGCCAGUGGUACAGAGGCUGUGGGGGUCCGACAGGAGCAGCCUUUCAUCGUCCUGAGCCAGGAGGAGUACGGGGAGCACCAUUCGUCCAUCAUGUACUGCAGGGUUGAUUGUUCUGGACGGAGGGUGGCCAGCUUGGAUGUGGAUGGAGUCAUCAAAGUGUGGUCUUUUAACCCAAUAAUGCAAACUAAAGCUUCAUCUAUUUCCAAGUCUCCGCUGCUGUCUCUGGAAUGGGCAACCAAGCGUGAUCGGCUGCUGUUGCUUGGCAGUGGAGUCGGGACGGUUCGUCUGUAUGACACAGAAGCAAAGAAGAAUCUCUGCGAAAUCAGCAUUGAUGAAGACAUGCCCAGAAUCCUGUCGCUUGCCUGCAGCCCAAGUGGUGCCUCCUUUGUCUGUUCUGCAGCAGCCCAGAGCCCCAUCUCUCACAUAGACUUCUCAGCAGUCAGCUCUGGGGGCAAAAGCAUGAACCAAGUUCCUGGGAAGCUGUUGCUAUGGGACACUAAAACGAUGAAACAGCAGCUGCAGUUCUCCCUGGAGCCCGAGCCCAUCGCUAUUAACUGCACAGCCUUCAACCACAACGGCAACCUGCUGGUCACAGGGGCUGCAGAUGGGAUCGUUCGUCUCUUUGAUAUGCAGCAGCACGAGUGCGCCAUGAGCUGGAAGGCACACGAGGGGGAAGUCUACUCCGUGGAGUUCAGCUAUGAUGAGAACACAGUCUACAGCAUAGGCGAGGAUGGCAAGUUUAUUCAGUGGAAUAUUCACAAGAGUGGCUUGAAGGUGUCGGAGUACGAUCUUCCCAGCGAAGCUACGGGUCCCUUUGUGCUGUCUGGAUACAGUGGAUACAAGCAAGUCCAGUUCCCGCGAGGAAGACUUUUUGCCUUUGACUCUGAGGGGAACUAUAUGCUGACAUGUUCCUCAACGGGGGGAGUCAUUUUUAAAUUGAACGGUGAGGAAAAGGUCCUGGAGAGUUGCCUUUCCCUGGGAGGACACCGAGCUCCUGUUGUCACAGUGGACUGGAGCACGGCCAUGGACUGUGGGACCUGCCUCACUGCCUCCAUGGAUGGGAAGAUUAAGUUAACAACCUUACUGGCUCAAAAGUCUUAACCAGAACAGUGCUGAAGGAAAAGAACAGCGGACUUGAAAAAAACAAACAGUGUUAACUCCACAGGAACAAAUUGCAUGGGAGGGAAGGCAAACCACAAUCACUCUUCUCAUUUUAGCUUUUGCCUCUUGACAAAUGUUAAAUACAUAUGCCAAACCACUGUGCAAUAGAAUGCCGAUCUGGGACCAGAUCAGUGGCAGCAGUGAAAAAUACAACUCCACUGACCCAUUGUGGCAGCUGGGCUCCCUCUGUUAGGGAGUCUUGAAGCAGCACGUGGCUAGGAGGCUGCUGGGAUCACGUCAGGGGUUGUGCAGAAGGUGACGCUGGAGGAGGCAUACAUGAGGCAGCACAAUGUGUGGUGACACAGAUGGCUCAAACUGGAAAGGCCAGUGCAAAACCAGAGUAUUCUUUGGGUAUAAUGUGUUUUUUUGUUUGUUUGUUUGUUUUCAUAAAGAGAAAUUAUUCCCUUGCA
This is a messenger RNA of Oxyura jamaicensis (ruddy duck), 2862 nucleotides long. It is a transcript of the gene WDR91, whose product is annotated as WD repeat domain 91. Bases 137 to 2392 code for a protein of 751 amino acids. Gene Ontology annotation, molecular function: protein binding; phosphatidylinositol 3-kinase regulator activity. The transcript is spliced from 15 exons. Gene Ontology annotation, cellular component: late endosome membrane; early endosome membrane; extrinsic component of endosome membrane. The record is from RefSeq and is a predicted model, not a curated record. Gene Ontology annotation, biological process: early endosome to late endosome transport. NCBI's taxonomy places the organism in Eukaryota, Metazoa, Chordata, Aves, Anseriformes, Anatidae.